ACAGAUGAUCUCUUUGAUCCUUUGGAGGAUUCACAAACACUGAAUACCUUUACAAGAAGGGAUCAUCUCUUUGCACGGUUGGACUUUAUCCUUGAGAAAGCAGCUGUCACCCUGUACCAUCAAGACAAAAUGAAACCUCUUUCGAAUGAGAGCGGGGUUAUUCAGCUGGAGUUUUCAGGUGUGAAGAUCAGAGUUGAGUCUCUUCCUCGCUCAGAGUCUUCAUUACUCUCAGUGAAACUUGGUGGGCUGUUUCUCCGUGAUCUCACUACCCAGGGCUCCAUCUUUCCUGUCCUUGUUUCACCAAAACCAGACAAGGUUGCUGUUGCUAUCAGUCAACCUUUUGAGCAGACUAACUGCACAGAAAUGAGCAAUCUAUCCUCUGAUGUGGAAUCAUCAGCCCCUCCUGUAUUUGAGAUGAUUUAUGAACGUAAUCCAAUAAGGA
Messenger RNA from Sinocyclocheilus rhinocerous, 442 nucleotides. Its product is annotated as vacuolar protein sorting-associated protein 13D-like. The annotation marks the transcript as partial. The transcript is spliced from 4 exons. NCBI's taxonomy places the organism in Eukaryota, Metazoa, Chordata, Actinopteri, Cypriniformes, Cyprinidae. The record is from RefSeq and is a predicted model, not a curated record.